Molecule: messenger RNA, 624 nt
Organism: Acanthisitta chloris (rifleman)
Lineage: Eukaryota; Metazoa; Chordata; Aves; Passeriformes; Acanthisittidae
Product: synapsin-3-like
Exons: 4
Biological process (GO): neurotransmitter secretion
Cellular component (GO): synaptic vesicle membrane; synaptic vesicle
Source: RefSeq, a predicted model, not a curated record
AUGAAUUUCCUCCGGCGGCGUCUCUCAGACAGCAGUUUUGUGGCAAAUUUGCCCAAUGGCUACAUGAUGGACUUGCAGCGCCCUGACAACUCCACAAGCUCCCCAGUUUCUCCUGCCAUGGAGAGAAAGCAUCCACAGCCACCUCAGCCCUCGCAUUCUCCAUCUACUGGCACCAGCUUCUUCAGCUCCAUCUCCAGUGCCAUGAAGCAAACCACACAAGCAGCUGCAGGACUGAUUGACCACUCAGCCAGCCCCACACCACCCGUGGCCCAGAAACCCAAGAUCCUCCUGGUGAUUGAUGAUGCACACACAGACUGGGCCAAAUAUUUCCAGGGGAAGAAGGUGAAUGGAGAAUUUGAUAUCCGAGUGGAACAGGCGGAGUUCUCCGAGUUGAACCUGGCUGCUUAUGUCAUGGGUGGCUGCAUGGUGGACAUGCAGGUCAUGAGGAACGGCACCAAGGUGGUAAGGUCCUUCAAGCCGGACUUCGUCCUGAUUCGUCAGCAUGCAUACAGCAUGGCACUGGGAGAAGACUUCCGUAGCCUUGUCAUUGGCCUCCAGUAUGGUGGCCUUCACACGGUCAACUCUCUCUACUCCAUCUACAACUUCUGCAGCAAGCCCUGGGUG